This is a messenger RNA of Labrus mixtus (cuckoo wrasse), 3624 nucleotides long. It is a transcript of the gene mthfd1b, whose product is annotated as methylenetetrahydrofolate dehydrogenase (NADP+ dependent) 1b. Gene Ontology annotation, molecular function: ATP binding; methylenetetrahydrofolate dehydrogenase (NADP+) activity; formate-tetrahydrofolate ligase activity. Gene Ontology annotation, biological process: tetrahydrofolate interconversion. NCBI's taxonomy places the organism in Eukaryota, Metazoa, Chordata, Actinopteri, Labriformes, Labridae. The transcript is spliced from 28 exons. The record is from RefSeq and is a predicted model, not a curated record. Gene Ontology annotation, cellular component: cytosol. The coding region runs from base 162 to 2966 and encodes 934 amino acids.
AACAGUAGUGUCGGACCUUUGAAAGAAGCCUGCGUCCACACCGUCCACUCCAGACGCCCGUGGAAUAAACUCCAGUUUGCAGCGUGCUCCUCUUCUCCUCAGGCUGAGAACGUGCAAGGACAGCAGAAGCACCUGAGAACACGGACUUCCAGGACCUAAAGAUGUCUGCUCAAAUCAUUAGUGGGAAAGAGGUUUCGGCGCAGGUGAGGGAGCGUCUAAAGAAGGAUGUGGAGAAGAUGAAGCUUCAGGACCUCAACUUCAGACCCGGCCUCGUGGUUUUACAGGUUGGAGAUCGAGAUGAUUCUAACCUGUACAUCAGCAUGAAGUUAAAAGCAGCAGCAGAGAUUGGAAUAAAUGCCACACACAUGAGACUUCCAAAGACUGCAACAGAGGAGGAGGUUCUUCACAGUAUCACGGAGGUGAAUGAGAACUCGUCGAUCCACGGUCUCAUCGUGCAGCUCCCCUUAGACUCAGUCCAUAAGAUCGACACAGAGAAGGUCACUAACGCAGUGGCCCCAGAGAAGGAUGUAGACGGGCUGACCAGCAUAAAUGCAGGGAAGCUGUCUCGUGGGGAUCUGGGCGACUGCUUCAUCCCCUGCACACCAAGCGGCUGCAUGGAGCUCAUCAGGCAGACAGGUGUGUCUGUGGCAGGGUCGAGAGCUGUGGUGCUUGGUCGCAGUAAAAUUGUGGGCGCACCCAUGCACGACCUGCUGCUGUGGAACCAUGCCACCGUCACAACCUGCCACUCGAAAACUACUGAUCUUGCUGGAGAGGUUGGUAAAGCAGACAUCCUGGUUGUUGGCAUCGGGAGAGCAGAGAUGGUGAAAGGAGAGUGGAUUAAAAAAGGCGCGGUGGUAAUCGACUGUGGCAUCAACCAUGUUCCAGACGAUACUAAACCGAGUGGGAAGCGGGUUGUGGGUGAUGUUCACUAUGCUUCAGCCAAGGAGCAGGCUGGCUUCAUCACGCCUGUUCCAGGUGGUGUUGGACCCAUGACUGUGGCCAUGCUGAUGGCGAACACAGUGCUGAGUGCAAAGCGUUUCCUGGAUAGCCAUCAGCCGGGGAAGUGGAGCAUCUCUCACACCAAACUCAACCUGCAGAAGCCUGUGCCAAGCGACAUUGUGAUUUCUCGCUCCUGUGUGCCCAAACCCAUCGACCAUCUAGCACGAGAGGUGGGGCUGCUCUGUGAUGAGGUGGAGCUUUACGGCAAGACUAAGGCCAAGGUCCAGCUGAGUAUCAUCAAACGGCUGCAGGCCCAACCAGACGGCAAAUAUGUGGUGGUCACUGGCAUUACACCCACCCCUCUGGGCGAAGGAAAAAGCACCACCACCAUCGGCCUGGUUCAGGCCCUGGGAGCCCACAUGAAGCUCAACGUGUUCGCAUGUGUCCGACAGCCUUCGCAGGGACCCACCUUUGGCAUAAAAGGUGGGGCUGCAGGAGGUGGAUACUCUCAAGUCAUUCCAAUGGAGGAGUUCAACCUCCACCUCACUGGGGACAUCCACGCCAUCACAGCAGCCAACAACUUAGUGGCUGCAGCCAUUGACGCUCGCAUGUUCCAUGAGUCUACACAAUCUGACAAGGCUCUAUAUAAUCGCUUGGUGCCGCUGAAUGGAGGAGAGAGAAAGUUCUCCCCCAUCCAGAUCAACAGGCUCAAAAGACUGGGCAUAGAAAAGACUGAUCCCUCCACACUGACCGAAGAAGAGAUCACACGCUUUGCCCGGCUGGACAUGGAGCCGAGUUCUGUCACAUGGCACAGAGUGUUGGAUACAAACGAUCGAUUCCUGAGGAAGAUUACAAUCGGCCAGUCUCCCACUGAGAAGGGACACACAAGAGAGGCCCAGUUUGACAUCACAGUGGCUAGUGAAAUCAUGGCGGUGCUCGCCCUCACCAGCAGCCUGGAGGACAUGCGACACCGUCUGGCCAAGAUGGUGGUGGCCACCAGCCGCAGCGGACAACCGAUCACCACUGAGGACCUGGGGGUCAGUGGUGCUCUUGCAGUGCUGAUGAAAGAUGCCAUCAAGCCAAACCUGAUGCAGACCUUGGAGGGGACCCCUGUGUUUGUCCAUGCCGGCCCAUUUGCCAACAUCGCCCAUGGCAACUCUUCCAUCCUUGCUGAUAAAAUAGCUCUGAAGCUGGUUGGACCCGAGGGCUUUGUAGUGACCGAGGCCGGCUUUGGUGCCGACAUCGGCAUGGAGAAGUUCUUCAACAUCAAGUGCCGCUACUCCGGCCUGAGACCCCAUGUGGUGGUGCUGGUGGCCACCGUGAGAGCGCUGAAGAUGCACGGAGGAGGCCCGACGGUCACUGCUGGGAUGCCACUGCCCAAAGAAUACAUUGAGGAGAACCUGGAGCUGUUGGAGAAGGGUUGCAGCAACAUGAGGAAGCAGAUAGAGAAUGCGCAGCACUUUGGUGUCCCCGUGGUGGUGGCUGUCAAUGGUUUCAAGGCAGACACUGAGGCUGAGCUGGAUUUGGUCUGCAGCGUGGCUAAAGCUGCUGGAGCCUUCGAUGCUGUGCGCUGCUCUCACUGGGCUGAAGGUGGAGCGGGGGCAGUGGCUCUGGGUCAGGCUGUUCAAAAGGCCUCCGAGGCUCCCAGCAACUUCAAGUUCCUCUAUAAUUUGGAGCUCCCUAUUGCUGAUAAGAUUCGAAUAAUCGCCCAGAAGAUCUAUGGAGCGGAUGACAUUGAGCUUCUGCCAGAGGCUCAACACAAGGUGGAGCUCUACACCAAACAGGGUUUUAGCAAUCUGCCAAUGUGCAUGGCAAAGACUCAUCUGUCGCUCUCUCACGAGGCCGACAAGAAGGGUGUGCCCACAGGCUUCAUCCUGCCAAUCAGAGACAUCCGAGCAAGCGUCGGCGCUGGCUUUCUGUUCCCACUGGUUGGCACGAUGCCAACGAUCCCUGGGCUGCCCACCAGGCCUUGUUUCUAUGACAUCGACCUGGACCCUGAGACUGAACAAGUCAACGGGCUCUUCUGAAGCAGGACUCUCCUGUACGAAGCUAAGGAAGCACCCCCCACUGAGCCUCACUGAAACAUCACGGUCUAAUAACUGGAAAAGGCGUUGAGCUUGUCUGCUGGUUCUGUUUGUAGCUUUUUCAAUCAAACCCCGACAUCUGUAAAUAAUUGAUCUGCUUGCCCACAUUGCUCCUGUUAGGAAAAUCAAUAAUAUGAUUCACAGCGGAGUUUAGCACCUUGAGUCUGUGAUAGUUUGCAAGUGGGAAACGUCCUUUUCAAAACAUUUCACUUACAUCACUUGCUGCACAGGUAAUCUCAACGGUCUAGACGGUUAACAUCUGGCACAUCUGGAGUUUUUUAUUUUAUUUUCUGUUUAUUUUCUGUGUGCACUACAACAAGAUAAUCUCCUUUUAACACACUGUCUGUAUUAGUCUACUGAAUUUGAUGUGCCUUUUAAAAAAAAAAAAAGUACGGCCACCUUAUGAAAUAUUUUUAUGACAUUUUAUUUUCAGUCCAUAUGAUGACUUUGAACCUUUAGUCUGUCCUGUGUCCUAACCUAAUAUUAACGCUGUCUAACAUUAACAAAGCUUCGUCAAACCCAACUGUCAUGAUGCUGUAAAACAAUGGUUUCCAUUUUGUUGUCAGAAGAGAUCAAAUAAAGUGUUCAACAAGGAAAGCCA